AUGUAUUUUAUUGUUCCAAAUGUUGACCCUGCAUUACCACAGGUACGGUUUGGGUCAUCUUCACCUCCACUCUAUGAAUCUAUUGCUCUAGAUCCUGAAGGUCCUCGAAGCCAAACAAAUCUGUUUGUUCGAAAACUUGCCUCGUCAAUCACGGAAAGAGUUCUUCAAAGCAUUUUCGAGCCAUUCGGUACCAUCACUUCCUUUGCUCUUAUGCGCGAUAUUCAUACCGGUGAGAGCCUUGGCACCGCAUUUGUUCGUUACCAAACACACGAAGAAGCAUGUAAAGCUAUGAAGACAUUAGACGGUGUUGAUUUGUAUGGCCGACCGAUUUCCAUCCAAUGGGCAAAGAAACAACAUGAUGGUACUCCUAUUGGGGAGGAUAGAAAGAAGAUUCGAAAACUUUUUGUGCGAAAUAUUCCGAUGGACGUCACGUCAAAACAGUUACGCCAACUUUUCUCACCACAUGGGUCAAUCAGCAACGUUACGAUUCACAAUGACACCGCCGCCCUCCCAAGUACUGAAGGCGGUCACGCGCCGCCACAGCGCAACAUUGCGUUUAUUCUUUUUCAUGAGGACGGUGCCGCGGAGGAGGCCGUGCAGGCUCUCCACAAUGCCUGCCCAUUUGAAUCCUGUGAAGGGAUUCCCCUGAUGGUGAAGCUUGCUGAGGACAACCGCCAGCGACUGGGGCGUCGACAAAAAUAUGGCGUCUCACAAGUCGGCGUUACCAAGCCAUCUCCUGUGGUUCGAAAUGCCGCGGCGCUGGGCAGUAUUCCCUCUGCCGAUGCCAUCAACCUUGCGUCCUCGAGCUCCGUGAUUCCGUCCCUUGCCCCGCCUUAUAGCUCCGGUAUAAUCCCCUCCUCUAACAGCCUUCCCAACUACGUGUACACGCAGACCCCGCAGAACCCGUAUGUUCUCUACUCCGGCCAAUCCCCGGUGUCCCCGCAGCUGCUCCCGCCGUCCGCCGUGACGACGUCGUCCCCGCCGGGGUCCUAUCUGAACGCCCUGGACUACUCCACGUCGGCCUACUCCCCCUGCUUUCAGGCCCCCAUGGCGUUUCUUUGCAUGGGGGUGGACGACCGGGGCAACCCCCUCGUGCAGCCCCACAGUGUUGCCUACCCCGUUCCCGCGACCUCGCAGCCGCAGCCCCCGCCCUCCUCCACCACUCACCCUCCCCCCCCCCUUUCUGUGAGCUCGCCCCCGGCCUCGCGGAUGAGCACGCCACGGGUGGGGGUCUCGAGCAACGACCCGCACCUCCUGAACCAUUUCCAGCUAAAACUGCCGAGUUUGAUGUCGUUGGACACGCUGACCGACCCCCUCGUGAACUUCCAGGCCCCCGAACCCGGUGAUGCCAUCCAGCGCAAGCUCGGUGAACAAAACGCCGCGUACCCGUUCUCAGGCCCCAUGCCAAGCGAAAUCACCUCUUUCGGCGCCAACAAGGACUACGAGGAGUUGAUUAACCGAACCAAAGGGCGUGCUAACGAGUACUUUGUUACAAGUAACACCAACAAAAUCGCUCCAGGUAUCAACGCGGCCAGUUACCAUGACAUCUUCAAGCCUGGUUUUGCGGCGGCUGACAUACAAUGCGAUUGA
Molecule: messenger RNA, 1590 nt
Organism: Phytomonas sp. Hart1
Lineage: Eukaryota; Euglenozoa; Kinetoplastea; Trypanosomatida; Trypanosomatidae
Source: the annotation of a GenBank genome assembly